AUGGAGAGCUCGUUCACAAACAACGUUCGAAUGCCAGUGCCCGUGAUCCAUGUGAGCUGUACUGGUGGCCGUGGCAGUUUUCACCAUGCUUUGCAGGCCUGCGACGCGCAGUUGCAGAGCCUCCAGGCGGAGUUGCAGCGCGUCUGCGAGGAAGACGUCAGGCACUUGGACUCCACGACCGCAGCGGGCGGCUGCGCUGCAGAAGCUGAGAGCGUGAUCCGCGGAAGCUAUGAGAUCUGGUCGCGGCAUUUGGUCGAGUGUCCCGCGGAGAAGACCUUCCAACUCCUCUGGGCCGGUUUCCGCGAUGAGGAGCGGGAAGGGGCCCUGAUGCCCCUCCGAAAUCGCGGCGGCUGCGUUUUGGAAUCCAAUGACCGCCCAGACACCCGGCUAGGCGCAAUCUUGAACAUGCCGGAGAUCCAGGUGCUGAAGAGCUGCAGAUGGGACAAGGUGAGCCUUUUCUGGGCUGGCACCUCGCGGCAGUUCGCCCAAAACUGGGCUGCACGGCCUCAAGCCGAGACGAGGGAGGAUAGACAAGAUAGCAAUGACUUGGUCAUCGCGCUCGGGUACGACUUCCAGGGCCAAAGCAGGAAGCCAAUCUGGGACACCGUUCUCUACCAGGAGGAGCUCAAGGCUUUCGCCUUCGGAAUGCGGGCGCAGGCCCAGCUGACGGUGCUGGCAUCCCACCCGCGGAUGACGCGCGAGCUGACGGCUGGGGCAGCGGUGGCCAUUUGGGAGCGGGUCCGGCUCUUGGCGGGCGUGGACCUGCCGGCCGUGAAGUAUGAGAAGUGCUCGGGCGCCUCACUGGAGGACUGCAUGGAUGGGGCCAAGCCUGUGUCAAACGGCGCACAGCUCCUCUACCUGGCACAUAUGUACUACUUCGGCCACGGCUUGGGGCGGAACCAUCGGCAGGCAGCCAAGCUCUACAAGAUGGCUGCCGACCUGGGCCUCGCAGCGGCCCAGAAUAACUUGGGCCUCUUUUACCUGCAGGGACACCUAUGGGACCUAUGGCACCUCCACAACCAAAGCGAUGCAAAAAGAGAGGCCGCGCGCCUCUUCAAGCUGGCGGCUGACCAGGGUGAGGCAGAUGCCCAAGUCAACUUAGGCUUCUCUUACGCGACAGGACGGGGGGUCAAGCAAGACGAUGCGGAGGCGGCGCAACUCUACAAGCUGGCGGCUGACCAAGGCAAUGCGGCUGCCCAGUACCAACUAGGUUUCAUGUACGAUCGCGGCCGGGGAGUCAAUCAAAGCGAAUCGGAGGCCUUGCGCCUCUACAAGCUCGCGGCCGACCAAGGCCAUGCAGCGAGCCAAGCCGAAUUGGGCUUUUCUUAUGCGACAGGACGGGGUGUCAAGGAAAACGAUGCCGAGGCAGCACGCUUGUCCAAGCUGGCGGCUGACCAGGGCAUUGCGGCUGCCCAGUACCUUUUGGGUUUCAUGUACGAUCGCGGCCGGGGAGUGCAGCAAAGCGACUCGGAGGCCGUGCGCCUCUACAAGCUCGCGGCUGACCAGGGCUAUGCAGCUGCCCAGACAACCCUGGGCGAAAUGUACCUCGAUGGCCGGGGUGUCGAGAAAAGUGAUUCCGAGGCUGUGCACUUGUUCGAGCUGGCUGCGAACCAAGGCAAUGUGGCUGCCCAACACAACUUGCAACUCAUGUAUCUGAGCCAAGACAACGUCGAGCGUGUCGAGCAAAGCGGCGCAGACCCCCCGCUGAAUAAACUGGCCACGGACCGGGGCCUCGCAACUGACCUGGAUGAGAUGCACCGCCAGGGCAUCAAGCAGAGCGACGCCUGA
This is a messenger RNA of Symbiodinium natans, 1788 nucleotides long. The record is from the annotation of a GenBank genome assembly. NCBI's taxonomy places the organism in Eukaryota, Dinophyceae, Suessiales, Symbiodiniaceae.